Molecule: messenger RNA, 507 nt
Organism: Erpetoichthys calabaricus (reedfish)
Lineage: Eukaryota; Metazoa; Chordata; Cladistia; Polypteriformes; Polypteridae
Product: retinal cone rhodopsin-sensitive cGMP 3',5'-cyclic phosphodiesterase subunit gamma-like
Exons: 4
Coding region: 123-386 (87 amino acids)
Biological process (GO): visual perception; positive regulation of epidermal growth factor receptor signaling pathway; positive regulation of G protein-coupled receptor signaling pathway
Cellular component (GO): photoreceptor outer segment membrane
Molecular function (GO): 3',5'-cyclic-nucleotide phosphodiesterase activity; cGMP binding
Source: RefSeq, a predicted model, not a curated record
ACACCCAGACUUCAUGUUAACAAGCCACAUACACCAACUUAGCAAGAAAGGACUCAACCAAAAGCCUGGAGUUGAGAAGCAGGCCUCAAGGAUAACUCAGCUUUUGAUACCCAGUAACCACAAUGAAUGCCAACCCACCUGCAGGAAGUGCCCUGGUUGCCAACGCCCCAACGGAGGUUUCAGCCACUCCCAAAAAAGGUCCCCCCAAAUUCAAGCAAAGGCAAACUCGCCAGUUCAAGAGCAAGCCUCCAAAAAAGGGAGUCAAAGGAUUUGGCGAUGACAUUCCUGGUAUGGAGGGUCUAGGAACAGACAUCACUGUAAUCUGUCCCUGGGAGGCGUUCAGCCACUUGGAGCUUCAUGAACUCGCUCAAUUUGGUAUUGUCUAGGAAAUCACAGAACAGAGGUGUGGAGUGUUGUAUUCAUGUUCAUAUCAGCCAUCUCUUUAUCUAUAUUCUCUAUCAUGCAAUCAACUGUCCCAGAACAAACUCAAAGUUGUGAUUCACUAAA